Messenger RNA from Exaiptasia diaphana, 2722 nucleotides. RefSeq lists its product as uncharacterized. Bases 77 to 1696 code for a protein of 539 amino acids. The record is from RefSeq and is a predicted model, not a curated record. The transcript is spliced from 7 exons. NCBI's taxonomy places the organism in Eukaryota, Metazoa, Cnidaria, Anthozoa, Actiniaria, Aiptasiidae.
CUUAGAUUCUUCGUUUUACUCGUAAAGUUUAGUAUCCUCAAACAAAGUCUAAGUCUUUUAAAGUGUGUGCAAGUAAAUGGCGACAUCAUUUUAUGCAGACACAUACACUGACAUUGAUGGCAGAGACGCUAUUGCCUCAGUUGAUGUAUAUACCAAGAGCGACCAAGAAGGUGGAAGUGUUAAUCAACAAGUGACAGGAAUAAUAAAAGGAAUAAUAAUUAAUAAUGAGAACUUAAAUCAUAGCUGUUGUCCAAAAUGCACUUGUUGUUCGGAUUUCAGGGAUGUUCUGCUUUUACCAGUGUGCAGUAUAAAAUUAUAUGACAAAACAAAAAUUGACAAGAUUGUUGCAGAGGUAUAUGGCUUCACAAAUCCCCUCGAUGUAUCAGAACCUGAUAAGAUUAUUCAAAAGUACAAUCAUCAGUUGAUACCUUGCAACCGGAAAGAUGAUAAAAACAAGAAGUCAGUCAACAAGAAGAAAGAUGAUAAAAGCAAGAAGUCAGUCAAGUCAGUGUCUGCCCAAAUUUUGACAAGGGAUGAGCUUUUCACACGUGUAAGAGACAGUCCAAAGAAGCUGUUUGCUGUAGGAAAGUGUGAAGGUGAAGGAAGACUAACAUUUGUUCAGCUAAGGGUUGUUGAUGAAAAUAAUACUGGUCAAAUUAAAUUUGAAAAGUCGCAAUCGCAUGAAAUACUGAGUACUUAUGGCCCUUUAGUUCUUGGAAUUAGAAAAAUAAAAAAGAAUGGUACAGAUGAAUAUGAUGUAGAUGCCAUUGGGAGUUACUCACAAGAAGAUAGUGGCAUCAUCAUCACAUUAUUUGGUGAUGGGAAUGACAAGGCAGUUCAAUUUCCAGAGGUAACACUUGAGCAAGAUAAUAGCGAUGGAACUGGUUCAGUGUCACCCCAAGAAGAUUUGGAAGGAAGAAAUCCAUAUGAUCUUCCUAAGAAUACACACUCCACAGCUUCGUUUGAAAAACCAGGGCAUAAAGCUUCUUUACUACAGAUGAAAAAGGAAAGAGAUGAUGCAAAAGAAACAAGCCCUGAUGAAGGUGAUGAUAAAAGUCCUCCAGUUGAAUCGAAUAAAAAUGUACCUCCAAUUCCGGAUAGUUCGAAACCACUUGACGUGAAGCUGGAUAAACUCAAGGAGCUUAGGAAAAUGUGGAAAGACUUUCAUAGUCAAUUGCCAGAACACAAAGAAAAGACAGUUAUGAGAAGAUUAUUAGAGGGGCUGGACGGUCUGCUCAAGGAACUUGGUGAAGAAAAAAACAGAAACUUCGAGAAACUGCAAAAGAAUGAAAAUGAGAAUGUUAGAAAUUUUAUAUUUUGGAUUGAAGUACUUCAAGAUAUUCUUGCUAAUAUACGGAUGGCAGUUGAACUGGUGAGCGUAGGUAAAAUUGAACAACUUCAGAAGCAAUUGGAAGAUAAGGAAAAGAUAGAAAGUCUGAGAGAAAAUAACAUAAGUCUUGAAAAACAAUUAGAAAAUGCGAAAAGGGAAAUCAAUGAUGCAAAAGUAUUAAUUAAUUUGCAAAAGAACACACUCUCAGAUCUCCUGAAGAAAUUGCUAGGCUGUCCCGACGAAACCACCCAACAAGAGUUACAGAAAGAAAUGGAUUACUUCCUUCGUUUGGUAGAUCAACGAUUGGAUAACAUAAUAGAUAGGUCACAUGUAAGUUUCGACGAUAUCUCGAGUUCUCUUGAAUAAGCAUAUGCACUUCUUUGCCUGAAUACUAAAUUUCACUCAAACGGCUCACUGUUAGCGUCAUGCAUUGUUAACGUUUACUUGAAGUAAACAACACUUCCCUGGACUGAAUUACUUUUGUUCACAUGGUCGUUUUCAAUAGAACCUGAAAGUUUUUGCAAGAAAAGCGCAUUUGUAUGGAGACUUUCGUGUGGACGGAAGAUGUCCAAAGAACAAAAGUUAAAAAAGAAGCCGCAUUUGUAGAUUUAUUCAAAACUUUCCGCUUGUACAUUUGCAGUCUUUUUUAUUUGCAUAAACCGCUUCUUGAAAAUCUGUCCUUGAGGGAUCUAAAACUCAAGAUAAAUGUAAUAGUAUUCUUGUAAUUUAGAAUGAUGAAACUAGCGGUAAACUAGUAUGAGCUGCGUCAGUGUUUCUUAAGAAACAUUUGUGUAAUUAGAUAAAUUUAAACGCCGUAAAAAAACUUUAUACUGACGCUUCUGACGUCAAUCCUUCGGCGUAAAGCAAUUCAUUAAGGAAAAUAGAUAGUAAAUUAAAUAGAGGAUAGCGUGAUAGCGCGCAUUUUAAUGUAAAAAUGAUGUAAGUAAUAUUUACAUGAUUUUGGACACUUACAUCAUAUUUACAUCACAUUUACACACUUUUUAUAAACAAUGUAAAUUUAAUGGAAAUAUCAGUGUAAAUUAAAAUCCAAAUUUACACGAUAUUUCAUUGAUUUUGGACACUUACAGGAUAUUUACAACCUUUGUAAUUAUCAUAGAUUGAAUUUAAAUCAUAUUUCCAUUAAAUAACAACCUUCAAGGAGCGCGUUUUUUCCAGUGGUGGAGACGUGUAUUUUAUCUUUAAGUAUUAUAAAGAUGAUCACUUACGAGUGAGUGAGUGAGCGUAGUAAAUGAUGUCAGCACAUUUUCAAUACAUUUUCAUCUUUCAAUUAUGCACGUCAGGGGGAUGAAUUUUGGGGAGAUCACUGAUUGUAAAAUGGCUAAUUGUCAUCAAUAAAACUGAGAAUAAAACCACCGCACGCCAUAAAGAACU